CUGGUGACGGAAGCCGCGUAAACUGCACAACGUAAGAGCGGACGACUGCGCCUUACGCAAGUUAUCAUCGUGCCUUACCUCAAGAGAUGCCUAGAACCUCAUUGCAACUUGAAAUCCGUCCGCACAACAAAACCACGCCAGAUGCGCAAUUCAGACACAGCUCAUCCUCUUCAAUUGAUUCUGUGAGAGAGACCUGUAACGCAUCUGUCAGCUGCCGUUUCACUGCCACACUGCCUGCCGCAGCCAAUCACCGACGUCCUGCCACGCAACAACCAGCGGGCCCAUACAUUCUCCAACAACAAUCCUCAAGGGUCCGACCUCAAACGCCCUAAGUUACUCCGUAAACUAGCUGUCAUCAGCAGAGAACAGCACAGCAUCAUCAACUGCCUACACGUCGUUCCAGCACGAAGCCACAUCACCACACCACAACCACCACGAUGACGCUCAAAGAAGAGUUCCAGACUCGCAACUUCAGCAUCUAUGGGCAAUGGCUGGGCAUUGCCUCGAUGAUUGUCUGCUUCGCGACAGGGCUGGCCAACAUCUUCAGCUUCCUUUCAGCGCCGAUCAUCAUUGUAUUCUGCGCGCUUGCUCUCGCCUCCUCGUUCAUCAUCCUCUUCAUCGAGAUUCCGUUCCUCCUGCGCAUCUGCCCAACGUCGGGCAAGUUUGACGAAAUGAUCCGCAAGAUCUCGACCAACUACAUGCGCUCGGCGACCUACGCCGUGAUGGCCGUGCUGCAGUUCCUCAGCACCAUCGGCCCCGACACUUCGCUGAUCGCCGCCGGUAUCUUCCUGAGCCUGACUGCGCUGUGCUACUUGGCGGCCGCCAUCAAGGGCCAGGCGUUCAUCUCGAGCAAGACGCUGGGCGGACAGGGCAUCGCGCAGAUGAUUGUCUAAAGGGCGGGCCUGGUCUUAUGAUGAAAGGUAUGCAGGCACGCGUCGCACCGCAAUGCGUCGUCAUGCGCCGGAUCAGUGUCGAUGGAGCAGACGAGAACAAUGAUAUAUUAGAGAAGCGAGAAGGAACGAGCACGUGUACGAAGACCAGGCGUUGGUUGCUGUUGAUGUUAUGACUUAUUUAUAUCAUUCCGAAUCA
Molecule: messenger RNA, 1089 nt
Organism: Emericellopsis atlantica
Lineage: Eukaryota; Fungi; Ascomycota; Sordariomycetes; Hypocreales; Bionectriaceae
Exons: 4
Coding region: 438-893 (151 amino acids)
Biological process (GO): vesicle-mediated transport
Cellular component (GO): Golgi membrane
Source: RefSeq, a predicted model, not a curated record